Molecule: messenger RNA, 6215 nt
Organism: Canis lupus familiaris (dog)
Lineage: Eukaryota; Metazoa; Chordata; Mammalia; Carnivora; Canidae
Gene: YTHDC2
Product: YTH domain containing 2
Exons: 30
Coding region: 170-4459 (1429 amino acids)
Cellular component (GO): intracellular anatomical structure
Molecular function (GO): ATP binding; protein binding; RNA binding
Source: RefSeq, a predicted model, not a curated record
CGCCGCCGCCUCCUCGGCUGCUGUGACGGGGGCUCUCUGGUGACCCUGGCCCAGAGCAGGCUGCCUGCGGAGCGGAGCGGGCCGGGCCCGGCAGCGGCCCUCUGUCCCUGUCAUUGACCGCCAGCGCGCAGGCCUGGCCGCUCCGCCGCGGGGAGAACUCCUCAGGGCCAUGUCCAGGCCGAGCAGCGUCUCCCCGCGGCCGCCGGCUCCUGGUGGCGGCGGGGGCGGCCCAGCUCCGUGCGGCCCGGGGGGCGGGGGCCGGGCUAAGGGGCUGAAGGACAUUCGUAUAGACGAGGAGGUGAAGAUCGCGGUCAAUAUCGCUCUGGAGCGCUUCCGGUACGGGGACCAGAGAGAAAUGGAAUUUCCUUCUUCUUUGACCAGCACUGAAAGAGCCUUUAUUCAUCGAUUGAGUCAGUCUCUUGGUUUGGUCUCUAAAAGCAAAGGAAAGGGAGCAAAUAGAUACCUAACUGUGAAGAAGAAAGAUGGAUCAGAAACAGCUCAUGCAAUGAUGACCUGUAAUUUGACUCAUAAUACAAAACAUGCUGUUAGGAGCCUAAUUCAAAGAUUUCCUGUCACCAAUAAAGAGCGUACUGAACUUCUGCCUAAAACAGAAAGAGGAAAUGUGUUUGCAGUUGAAGCUGAAAACCGAGAAAUGAGCAAAACAAGUGGGCGACUCAACAAUGGCAUACCUCAGAUUCCAGUGAAAAGAGGAGAAUCUGAAUUUGAUUCUUUCAGGCAGUCUCUCCCUGUGUUUGAGAAACAAGAAGAAAUUGUUAAAAUAAUUAAAGAAAAUAAAGUAGUUUUGAUUGUAGGAGAGACUGGGUCUGGAAAGACUACACAGAUUCCUCAGUUCCUUUUAGAUGAUUGCUUUAAAAAUGGUAUCCCCUGCCGUAUAUUUUGUACCCAGCCAAGACGGUUAGCGGCAAUUGCCGUGGCUGAAAGAGUUGCUGCAGAGAGAAGGGAAAGAAUUGGUCAAACAAUUGGAUAUCAGAUCCGAUUAGAAAGCAGGGUUUCUCCAAAGACACUUCUGACAUUUUGCACUAACGGGGUUUUACUUCGUACAUUGAUGGCAGGAGAUAGUACAUUGUCUACUGUGACACAUGUUAUUGUGGAUGAAGUACAUGAAAGGGAUCGAUUUAGUGACUUUUUACUUACAAAGUUGAGAGAUCUGUUGCAAAAGCACCCAACUUUGAAACUUAUUCUUUCUAGUGCUGCCUUGGAUGUGAAUCUUUUUAUAAGAUAUUUUGGAAGUUGUCCAGUGAUAUAUAUACAGGGAAGACCAUUUGAAGUAAAAGAAAUGUUUCUGGAAGACAUCUUAAGAACUACUGGGUACACAAACAAAGAAAUGUUAAAAUACAAAAAGGAAAAACAACGAGAAGAGAAACAACAAAGCACCCUUACGGAAUGGUAUUCAGCUCAAGAGAAUACUUUCAAGCCUGAAUCUCAGAGGCAGAGAACUGUUCCAAAUGUGACUGAAGAGUAUGAUUUAUUGGAUGAUGGCGGUGAUGCUGUCUUCAGUCAGUUGACAGAAAAAGAUGUGAAUUGUCUUGAGCCAUGGUUAAUAAAGGAAAUGGAUGCUUGUCUCUCUGACAUAUGGCUGCAUAAAGAUGUUGAUGCCUUUGCUCAGGUCUUUCAUCUUAUUUUAACUGAAAAUGUUAGUGUUGAUUACAGGCAUAGUGAAACCAGUGCAACAGCUCUGAUGGUUGCUGCAGGACGAGGUUUUUCAAGUCAAGUAGAGCAGUUAAUUAGUAUGGGAGCCAACGUUCAUAGUAAAGCAUCAAAUGGCUGGAUGGCUUUAGAUUGGGCUAAACACUUUGGACAGACUGAAAUUGUGGAUCUUCUAGAAUCUUACAGUGCUUCACUGGAAUUUGGAAAUCUAGAUGAAAGUUCUCUGGUUCACACAAACGGAAGUGACCUCAGUGCAGAAGACAGAGAGCUCCUGAAAGCUUAUCAUCAUAGUUUUGAUGAUGAAAAAGUAGACUUGGAUUUGAUCAUGCACCUUCUAUACAAUAUCUGCCAUGGUUGCGAUGCUGGUGCAAUAUUAAUUUUCCUACCUGGAUAUGAUGAAAUUGUUGGAUUGAGGGAUCGCAUCCUGUUUGAUGAUAAACGAUUUGCUGACAACACACAUAGAUACCAAGUCUUUAUGCUUCAUUCAAAUAUGCAAACAUCUGAUCAAAAGAAAGUAUUAAAAAACCCACCUGCCGGUGUUCGAAAAAUAAUCCUUUCCACCAAUAUUGCUGAAACCAGCAUCACAGUCAAUGAUGUUGUCUUUGUUAUUGAUUCUGGUAAAGUGAAAGAGAAAUCCUUUGAUGCACUGAAUUUUGUUACAAUGUUAAAAAUGGUGUGGAUUUCCAAAGCUAGUGCUGUACAACGAAAAGGCAGGGCAGGGAGAUGCAGACCUGGAAUUUGUUUUCGGCUGUUCAGUAGACUCCGAUUCCAGAAUAUGUUGGAAUUUCAGACUCCAGAACUUUUGAGAAUGCCAUUGCAGGAACUUUGUUUACAUACUAAGCUGUUAGCCCCAGUGAAUUGUCCUAUUGCUGACUUCCUAAUGAAAGCUCCUGAACCCCCACCAGCUUUAAUUGUAAGAAAUGCUGUACAAAUGCUUAAGACAAUAGAUGCAAUGGAUGCAUGGGAAGAUCUCACUGAGCUGGGGUAUCAUUUGGCUGACUUGCCCGUAGAACCACAUCUUGGUAAAAUGGUCCUGUGCGCUGUUGUUUUAAAGUGUCUGGACCCCAUCCUCACAAUUGCCUGCACGUUAGCCUAUCGAGAUCCUUUUGUCCUGCCAACCCAGGCCUCUCAAAAACGGGCAGCUAUGCUGUGUAGGAAACGCUUCACUGCAGGAACUUUCAGUGACCACAUGGCACUUCUCAGAGCAUUCCAGGCAUGGCAGAAAGCACGAAGUGAUGGGUGGGAGCGAGCCUUUUGUGAAAAGAAUUUUCUUUCACAAGCCACCAUGGAAAUAAUCAUUGGCAUGAGAACUCAGUUGCUUGGUCAACUUAGAGCAUCAGGUUUUGUUAGAGCUCGAGGUGGUGGUGACAUUCGAGAUGUUAACACAAAUUCUGAGAAUUGGGCUGUUGUUAAAGCUGCAUUGGUGGCAGGCAUGUAUCCUAAUUUAGUCCAUGUGGACAGAGAGAAUGUAGUGUUGACAGGGCCAAAGGAGAAAAAAGUUCGGUUUCAUCCCACUUCGGUUCUCAGUCAGCCUCAGUAUAAAAAGAUUCCUCCAGCCAAUGGUCAGGCUGCAGCAAUUCAGGCACUGCCUACAGAUUGGCUUAUUUAUGAUGAAAUGACCAGAGCCCAUAGAAUAGCUAAUAUUAGAUGUUGUUCAGCAGUGACACCUGUUACUAUAUUGGUAUUCUGUGGACCAGCUAGGUUGGCAAGUAAUGCUCUUCAAGAACCUUCAUCAUUUCGAGUGGAUGGUAUUCCUAAUGACAGUAGUGAUAGUGAAAUGGAAGAUAGAACUACUGCUAAUUUGGCAGCUUUGAAACUUGAUGAGUGGCUCAAUUUCAAACUAGACCCUGAGGCAGCCAGUUUAUUGCUGCAACUCAGACAGAAGUGGCACAGCUUAUUUUUACGCCGAAUGAGAGCUCCGUCUAAACCUUGGUCUCAAGUUGAUGAAGCUACCAUAAGAGCCAUUAUAGCUGUUCUGAGCACUGAAGAACAGUCUGCAGGUUUACAACAGCCAUCUGGAAUAGGUCAGAGGCCAAGGCCUAUGUCUUCAGAAGAACUUCCCCUGGCAUCUUCUUGGAGGUCAAAUAACAGUAGGAAAACUUCAGCAGAUACUGAAUUUUCUGAUGAGUCUGCUACUGCAGAAAGAGUGUUGAUGAAAUCUCCAUCUCCAGCACUGCACCCACCUCAGAAGUACAAAGAUAGAGGGAUUUUACAUCCUAAACGAAGCACUGAUGACCGAUCAGAUCAAUCUUCUGUGAAAUCUACAGACAGCAGUAGCUACCCAAGUCCUUGUGCUAGUCCUUCUCCUCCAUCCUCAGGAAAGGGCUCAAAAUCUCCUUCACCAAGACCAAACAUGCCUAUUCGAUACUUCAUAAUGAAGAGUAGCAAUUUGAGAAACCUUGAAAUUUCUCAACAGAAGGGUAUCUGGUCUACAACCCCUAGUAAUGAGCGGAAGCUAAAUCGAGCCUUUUGGGAAAGCAGCAUGGUUUACUUGGUAUUUUCUGUUCAAGGAUCUGGACAUUUCCAGGGAUUCUCUAGGAUGUCUUCUGAGAUAGGAAGGGAGAAGAGCCAGGACUGGGGCUCAGCUGGACUGGGAGGAGUAUUUAAAGUGGAGUGGGUCCGGAAGGAGAGUCUUCCCUUUCAGUUUGCACAUCACUUGCUCAAUCCUUGGAACGAUAACAAGAAAGUCCAGAUCAGCAGAGAUGGGCAGGAACUAGAACCUCAGGUUGGUGAACAGUUGCUCCAGUUAUGGGAACGCCUUCCAUUGGGAGACAAAACCACAGCUGAUUGACACUCAGAGCUCUUACUUACAGAAGAACAUCGUACCUAUUUAUAGCCACUGAAUGCACGGACUUCUAAAAACUAAGGUGGAGAUAUGUGUUAUGAAUGAAUGGGCUUUUCUGGUUUAGAGUGUUCCUUUAGAACCACCAUCUUCACGUAAAAGGGAAAAGAAUAAUUUAAAUUUUUAUAGCGAUCCUAAAGGAUGAUUAUGUAAUGUUUGUUAAUUAUAUGUUUAUAAUUGAAUAAAAUAGUAGUAGUUUCAUUAUUUGAUACAACAGCAGUUAUUUGAAACAUACUUAAUUUGAAGUUAAACAUUUCAUUUGUUGAAAACACUGACUUAUAAUUCUUAUUGACGAUUUUUUUUAAUGCAAACUAAAUUGUUUCAAGAAAGGCCUGAAUGUUUCAGUACAUCUGAGCACCAUUUUAGCAGAGUCAGCUCUUAAAAUUUGUUGUUAAAAAAAAAAAAAAGCAAACAACCCAAUUCUAAAGAUGUCCCUUUUGAAAAUAGUGUGUGCUGAUUAAGGACUAUUCAUUUUGCCAUUUUAAACCUGAAGUACAUUAAGAAAAAAAGGAGAGAUGUUCUUUUUCUUUGAUGAUGAAGUGCAUGCAGUAAAAUCUGAAGAAAAUCAGGGUUUUCUCUCCCUGUUGUUGGUCAGAUCAGAUUUAGUCCUUGGUUUUAUUACUGGUUCUGCCUUUUAACCUGAUGUGUACCUCUCCCUUCCUCCCAUGAUACAAUCUUCACACCUCUUAUGCGAGCACAAUAAUUACUUCCUCUUUGUUUUGGCUAGAGAAACUUUAUUGAGACAAGUUAAAAAGGAAAACAAACAUGUUAAAAAGUGCCCAACAGUCAGUGGGAGCUUAAUUGGUAUAUGUCUUUGAAAUUAAAGCCCAUAGCACCACAAUUCUAAAUGCCUUCUAUUUAUUUUCUAGUACUUUCCAUCGUACUUAACGUUUUUGGCUUUCCUAUUUUCUUGCAUUUAUGGUUAGUAAAUGCGAAGUAAUUUUUUGUAAACCUGUGUUAGUGCCAACUCUUCUAUUUCUUUGUCGUCUUGGGAUGAUUUGAUAUCUUUACCAUCAGUCUAUAAAGUUUCCCUAGAGGCCUUUUGAAGGGAAAUAGAGGAACAGGAAAAAAUGAAAGAAAUGUCUUGGUAAUUGAGCUCUAAAUAGAGCAGUUUUGAUAGCACUUCUAUCAAAUAUUUGGGUUAUUGCUGUGUGAAGAAAAACUAUCCUGAAUCUAAUUUAAAGGCAGGAACACAACUCUUAAGUUUUUUGCUUCUGCAUUUGAGAACAAAGAGGUGAAAAGUCAUGGGGCAGCAUAAGAUCUUGAGAACCUUUUUUCUCUUGGAAAGCAUAGUAUGUUGUCACAGUAGUUUAGAAUGGCAGCUGUGAUUUUUACCUAUAUUUGUACUGCUGGUUUUUUGUUUGUUUGUUUUACACUUUGAGAUAUAUACCUGUAAAUUGAGCCUAUGUGAUUAUGUUCUGCUGUAUGUGUAUUACAGUUAUCCUCCUAUUAGAGCAAUUUGUGUUUUUUUCUGAUAAUGUAUAUACAUCUUGUUUAAGUAUAUACUUAGCAGUUUACAGUGUUCUAAAUUUGGAAGUGAGGACUUUUUAAAAAAAUAAAACUUGUUUUAAUUUCCUUCUGUUUUCUAAUAUUUAGCUCUAUGUAAAUGAUGAGUUUGUUGCUAUUUAAAAUGAAACACAAUUUGAAUGGAAUUAAAAUGCUGUUUUUAGAAGAGAUGAACUUUAAAUAUACUUAUUAAAUGAAA